ACUUCUAACUUCUUUGUUUUUGUAAAAUUGUCAACUCCAAAUGUCAAAAAACAAAUUUUAAUCAUUUUUUUAUAUAAACAAUAGAUAUUUAAAUAUUAAAUGGCAUCGAUUCGCGUUCCCGAACAAAAAGUAAUUCUAUGUGGAGAGUACGGUGUAGGAAAAAGUUCAAUUUUUAGAAGAUUUGCAAACAAUACUUUUGUAACAGCCACAGAUCGAAAAUCAACUUUGGGAUUGGAUCAUUGUUCUAAAAUAUUUCAGUUAUCUGAUAGAGAUUUGAAGUUGCAAUUAUGGGAUACAGGAGGAAUGGAAAGAGUAGCUUCUAUUACGUCCAGUUACUAUAAAUUCGCCGAAGCAGCAAUCUUAGUUUUCUCUUUUGAUAAUCCCGCUUCAUUUCACGUCUUAUCCCAACAUUUAUUAGAUAUAGUUACAUAUGCAGAAAAUGCAAAGAUAUUUUUAUGUGGAAACAAAUGCGAUUUAAUCGGAGAUACGCCACAAAUAACUGACGGAGAAAUCGAAGCUUUUUGUGAACAAUGUCAUAACCUCGUUUCGGGAAUUUACAAAACUUCCUGUAAAACAGGUGAGGGUCUAGAAGCAAUGUUCAAAGAUGUAGCAGCUCAGUUAGUGAAUAUGAACAGAUCUAGAUUGGAGUUACAAAGUAUGGAACAGCAUGGUUUUAAGAUAAUUCCGUAUGAAGAUGAACCACAAGACAACAAUUGCAUAUGUUAAAUUUUAUAAAAAUAAUACUCUCUUAGAUAAUUACUUUUUAUAUAAAUUAUCUAAAAAAAUUUGAUUUAUUUCAUCUAGAAGCCAAAAAAGCUUGAAUUCUAUAGUGAAACUAGUCCAAGUUGAGUGAUUUGUCUUGUGAGGAGGUUAUAUUGGUUAUUUUCCAUUUUUCCUUUAAUUAGGUUGUGAUUAUACAGUUAUUGAAUGUCCUGGAGUAUUUUAAAAUGUUUUGAAACUAUUUUGAAGAACAUAAAAAAAUUCUAGAGUCUUGGAAUGGUUACAAAAACAGAAAACGUCUAGAAUAAAAAGAAAUUGAUAUUUCUAAUUCAUAAAAGCGUCAAAAUUUCUAAUAGAAAGUUGAUUUCUGGUGUAAAAAUUACCAUUACCAAGUAUAAAUACUUUUUUGUAAUCUAUUGUCGAGAAUCUGUGAUUAAAUCGUAGUUUUACUUACCAAAUUUUUACAGGUAAUUAUAGUUCGUAUAUUUUCAAAUGUAAUACUGAUUUAUUAACGUUUUAAUUAAUUAUUUUGAAAAUUAACUUUUAAAUAAUACCUGUAUAAAAUACUGACAAUUUUUUUAAUGAAUCAGUUUAUUGUAUGAUUCAAGGAUUGAAUUAGAAGAUUCGAGAUUUGUGAUGGCGAUAUUAACAUUUAAAAUUUUAUUGUUCAAAAAAGUAUGUAACAAGAACUGAAUUUUUUUAAUAAAAAAAUUUCUUGACUU
Messenger RNA from Diorhabda sublineata, 1442 nucleotides. RefSeq lists its product as uncharacterized. Lineage: Eukaryota; Metazoa; Arthropoda; Insecta; Coleoptera; Chrysomelidae. The coding region runs from base 100 to 726 and encodes 208 amino acids. The transcript is spliced from 3 exons. The record is from RefSeq and is a predicted model, not a curated record. Gene Ontology annotation, molecular function: GTPase activity; GTP binding.